Molecule: messenger RNA, 1558 nt
Organism: Pecten maximus
Lineage: Eukaryota; Metazoa; Mollusca; Bivalvia; Pectinida; Pectinidae
Exons: 3
Coding region: 302-913 (203 amino acids)
Source: RefSeq, a predicted model, not a curated record
ACACGGUAUCUUUACGUUAACUUACCUGGAACCGUAAGCUUACCCCGUAAUAAUAACGACCAAUUACGAACAGGGACGUCUGGUACGUACUACAGGUAGGCUUUAUCCAGGUGUGGUAUAUAAGGCAGGUGGGUUGUAGUAGAGAUUUAGAAUUGCACCUGUAUACGCAAUAGUAAGGUUGGAUAAAGCUUAACUGUUAAAAUCCUGUAUUAACGGGUAUACUUCCUACUGUAGUAUCCGAGACAGCACCGAGGAUAUUCUACUUCAAUAUAUAUAACUAGUUCUGGUCAAGUGGUCAUCUAUGACAAUGGUCAAGACGUCUGGACAAGCGAUGGAGGAACAGGACCAUUAUUAUGCUUCUAUAGACUUUUCAAAUGCAUGUCGUGAAUUUUACAUGGACAGACAACGAGUGACAGAAAACUUUAAGGAAGAAAUGGGAAAACAGGAGGAAAAUAAAAAGACAGAAGGAAGAAGUGAAAAACCAAAGUGUUUCAUGGACUCAGCAAUGGAUAAAUUAAGACAAGAGAUGGCUGGACUUAUGGACCAGGAUCUGUCCCUGAUGAAACAGUUACUGACUCUAAACGAGACAAUAGAGGAAAUCAAAUUCAAACGACGUCACGGGGGUGCCAAGGACUUGGGUGCCAGCUCGUGUGAAAUCAAUGACAUUUCUACCACAAACUUGUCAUCCUCCAUGUCUUUACCGGGUAUCGUCAUUUCCAAAUGUGAUUCGAACACCACCACAGACUUUUCCGCGCCUAAGCCACAGCACCCAGUUAAUUCUAGUCUUUUACACGCCAACUGGAAGUCAUGCGAUCUCAGUUCCCAGUAUGGCCAGGUUUUCGCGAGUGACUCUGGAUACGAUGAAAUCUACUCUACGGAGGAGUCUGGUUCAGAUGAGGAAACUACAGUGUGAGCGCAUAGACAGAGAACAUCAUAUCAUUUCAUGUCAUAUGGAAAACUGAUAUAUCAUGUAAUGUCUUCUUGUAAGGAUAACACAUUGGAUAUUUCUCAAACCAGCAUCAUCCUUGUAAUAGUGCUGUACUAGGGAAGGCAGUACCAGAACCAAAUAGGACUGCCAAAACCAAAUACGAGAUUCAACAGAACAUUUUGAUCAGUUUGGGAAUGUUUUGGAGAGAGUGGCUUAAUACCCUCUAGUAGCAGCAGAUAAAUCCGGAUAUAACAACUCAUGGUGAUUAGUGAACGGAGACGUGUCAGACGAGAGUGACGAGCAGACGACAGCGUCGACGCUGUUGAGUGAAUUACUCCGAUACUUAAUGGAAACUAGAAAGCAGAAAGUGAUCACGUGACGACAGGAUGCCGAACAGAACCAGACAUAAUACGGAAAGGGUUUGGAAUAAUCAAUCCAUACCGGUCUGGAGAUACUGUCGUGCGCUGAUUGGCUGAAUUAACUUUUGUCACCGGAUUUAUAACUGUGUCAUGAAUUCAAGUGGACUCUUCAAAAUACGAAUCUGAUAAAUGGACAAAUCAGAACUGUGACUUUUCUCGUUGAAUCGGAUUAUCAUAAAAGUUUACGAGAUAAUGGUUAGACUGACCCUGC